AUGACCAGAGCAGGGGCUCAUUGUGAGUCGGAAAUUGAUGAAUGCUCUUCAAACCCAUGCAAGCAUGGAGGCAUCUGCAAUGAUUAUGUUGGAUAUUACAAUUGCAACUGUCCCAUUGGAUUUGAAGGGAAGAAUUGCGAAGUAGAUUCCAAUGCAUGUACAGUACUUAACAUCACCUGCCCGGGAGGUUUGCGGUGUGUGGAUCGUCCAGCUGGCAUGGAGUACAUGUGCCUCACACCAUGUUUUGAAAAUCCGUGUGCAAAUGGGGGUUUCUGUUUUCUGGGCGACGACAUGCAGAGGCAUUGCAUCUGUGCACCUGGAUGGAUGGGAAGCAGUUGUACCCACAACAAAAAUGAAUGUGAAGACCACUGGUGUCAAAAUGGAGGCACUUGUGAAGAUGGAGUCAAUGCCUACAGGUGUAUAUGUCCCCCUGGAUAUGCAGGCCAAUUCUGUGAGAUUGACAUAGACUACUGCAUUGGAAACUUGUGCACUGAGCAUGGCACCUGCCUGGAUCACAUUUACAAUUACACUUGCCACUGCAAGACUGGAUAUGAAGGACACUUCCGUCAGACAGAAACCAAUGAAUGUGCGAGCUUGCCUUGUGAAAAUGGUGCCUCUUGCACAGAACUAAUUGGCUACUUUUCAUGCCGGUGUGUGGAAGGAUAUGCAGGAUUGGUGGGUCUGUACUGCGAGAUGAACGUUGAUGAUUGCAACAAAGGAUUCUGUGAGAACCACUCGACCUGUGUGGAUUUGGUAUCAGACUACAUUUGUGUUUGUCCUUUGGGCUUUACAGACAAGUACUGCUCAACAGGCAUUGAUGAAUGUGCUUCUGAUCCCUGCAAAAAUGGAGCAACUUGCGUGGAUAUAGUUGGCGAGUACUCCUGCGGUUGUGCACAAGGUUUUGAAAGUAAAGACUGUUCAGUGGAAAUAAAUGAAUGUCUGUCAAAUCCAUGCCACCCUGCAAACACCAUCUACUGUGAAGAUCUGGUGAAUAGUUUUCGAUGCAUUUGUCACCUCGGAUAUAUGGGAGAGACCUGUGCAACUCCAGUAAAUGUCUGUAUGGUUGGAUUAUGCCAGAACAACUCACAAUGCGAAGAUGAGCCAACAGAAUUUAGAUGCCAUUGCCUUCAUGGAUUAGAAGGAGAUUUAUGUGAUGCGGAGGGUGGAGAUUGCAAGGCAGAUUCUUGCCUUGCCCUUAGCCUCUGUGAGGCUGGCUUGAACUUAUUUGCCUGUUAUUGUGCACCAGGCUUUGUAGGCAAUAACUGUGAGAUUGAGGUGAAUGAAUGCCUAAGUGACCCCUGUCAGAAUGAUGGCACCUGCACUGACCUUCUCAACUCUUUCAGCUGUGUGUGUCCUGAUGGAUUUGAAGGUAUCAACUGUGAAAUCAACAUAAAUGAAUGUCACUCGUCUCCCUGUCUCCACAAAGCAACAUGCAUCGACCUCAUUAAUAGUUAUGAAUGCAUCUGCCUGCCUGGUUUCACUGGUUUCAACUGUGCAUCUAGACCCUGUGAGGUGCCGAAUCCUUGUGAAAAUGGUGCAGUGUGCGUGGAAGAAAUGGAUCUGGACAAAAACCCCUUGGGAUUCCGCUGCACAUGUGCAAGAGGCUUCACUGGUCCACGGUGUGAGAUCAACGUGAAUGAGUGCAGCUCUUCCCCCUGUCUCCAAGGAUCCUGCUAUGACAUGGUGGAUGGGUUUUACUGCCUGUGUAGCCCUGGAUUUGCUGGUGUGCGAUGUGACCAGAACAUCGAUGACUGCUUCAACAACUUGUGUGAGAACAACUCUACUUGUGUGGACCGCCAUCUGAGCUACCUGUGCAUCUGUCUCCCAGGCUGGGAAGGGAAUUUCUGUGAACAUGAAGUCAAUGAGUGUGCUUCAGAGCCUUGUGAAAACAAUGGAACAUGCACAGAUCUUGUAAAUGGCUAUCGAUGUAUAUGUAAUCCAGGAUGGCAAGGAUCACAUUGCACAGAGGAUGUAAAUGAAUGCGAUUGCAAUCCCUGCCAGAACAAUGCCACCUGCCUUGAGCCUGCAGUCCCUGGAAUGUUUGAAUGCAUUUGCCCUCCAUUCUUCACUGGUGAAUUAUGUGAACUCAUGUAUGAUCCAUGUGCUUCCCACAACAACCCAUGCAGUAAUUUUUCCACCUGCAUUACUCAAAGCAAUGGGACAGCUCUCUGCAUCUGUCAGCCAGGUUUCAGAGGAGCUCACUGUGAAAUUGACACUAACGAGUGUCUGUCCAAUCCUUGCCAGAAUCAGGGUCGCUGUUUGAACGAGGUCAACGCCUACAGAUGCAUCUGUUUGCCAGGAUUCUCUGGGGUACGUUGUGAAACAAACAUUAAUGAAUGUUUAUCUGCACCCUGCAAAAAUAACGGCACUUGCCUGGAUCUUGAAAAUGGGUUCCAAUGCAAUUGUACGGCAGGUUACUACGGGAUAUUAUGUGAACUGGAUGUGAACGAGUGUGUGCUUCUACCUUGUCUGAACAAUGGCAGCUGUUAUAAUAUGCCUGGAGGCUUCCAGUGUCUCUGUUCCCAUGGAUUUACAGGUAGCAGAUGUGAAGUUAAUAUCAAUGACUGUGCAUCUGCUCCGUGCAACAACGAGGGAACGUGCAUCGAUGGUAUCAGUCUCUACAGCUGCGUCUGCUUGAAGGGGUUUGCUGGAGCGAAUUGUGAACACAAUGUAAAUGAAUGUGCCUCCAACCCUUGUCUUCAGGGCACCUGCACAGACUUGGUGGAUGGAUUUGAUUGCCAUUGUGAAUCAGGAUGGAUGGGUCCAAGAUGUGACACCGAUAUUGAAGAGUGCAGCUCUGACCCUUGCUUGAAUGGUGGAACAUGUCAGGAUCUAGUUGAUGCCUAUAGCUGCACAUGCCUGGACGGAUACAGUGGUGAGAACUGCCAAACUGACCUUGACGUUUGUAAAGGCAACAUGCUGAACCUUACCCGCUGCCUCAAUGGAGGAAUAUGCAAGGAUGGACCAGGCAUGAACUUCAGCUGUUGGUGUCUUUCAGGUUUUGCUGGGCAGUUUUGUGAGAAAGAGAUUGAUGAAUGUAAUUCUGGCCCUUGCUUCAACAAUGGAUUCUGCCAAGACUAUGUGAAUGGCUACUCAUGCAUCUGUACACAAGGGUGGACAGGAUCUCACUGCCAAGUGGACAUUAAUGAAUGUCAACCAAAUCCAUGUGUCAAUGGUGUUUGUUUCCAGAAGACUCCCCGGCCUGGCUACACCUGCUUCUGCAGCCCAGGAUUUGUGGGAGUAAAUUGUGAGCAAAACUACAAUGAUUGCUUCAUCUAUUCUUGCCCAGUGGGCUAUGAGUGUGUUGAUGGCCUUAACAAUGUGAGCUGCCUUCCAAUUUCCUCUACCACUGAUACUGAAAACCCUGGUAUGGCAAUGCUUAUCGCAGCAUCCCUUCUCACACCUACAUUGACUUCAGCAGUGUCUGUGGUGUCAGGCAGCACUGUGGGUCACCAGGACAGAGAAUCUUGGAGAAAUUCAUCUGAUAAUGGAGGCAUCUCGCCUUCAAUGACAGCCGUGUCAUCAGAGAGAUUCCCAUGGCUACCUGCUGCUUCUAUUGGAAGUACCACCGUUUUAUCCUCAACGUUUGAUCACAGUCUUGUACCACCACCGGAAAGCCAACCUCUCACGUCACCAAAUCUCACAGAUGUCUGGCCAUCAAUUAUUCCUUCUUCUGUACAUGCCCCUGACAUCUCCCUGACAACUGUCUCCCUAGCAACAAUGGUGUCUUGUGCAGAUAGUCCUUGCCUGGCUGGGGCAACCUGUGAGGAUUUGGAUAUCGGAGAAGUGAAAUGUCACUGCUCAUCACAGCACGAAGGAGAAGGCUGUCAAGCAGAUUCCCAUUUCAGUUCUGCUCAAUAUUAUGGGAAUUCACUCUUGGAAUUUUUAGGUUUCCACUUGCUCCCUCGAAACAACAUCUCAGUACGAUUCCAGACCUACAGCUCCUAUGGAACACUUUUCUACGUAGAAAGCCAGCAAGCAACUGACUUUUUCUUCUUCAAGCUCUUUAUUGAACAAGGCUUCUUGCAGUUCCAGUUUGUAUGCAGUCCUUCAGCAGAAGUACAGAAUGUAAACACUUCAGCAAGAGUCAAUGAUGGGAGGACUUUCGAUAUUCUCAUCAGACAAGAUCUGCUUCCAUGCAAUGCUGUGGUCACAGUGUCAGGGGUCACCACAGUGAGCAGCACAUCCUACAAUAUCUGGUCUCACCUUGUCAAUCAGCUAACAGGACCUGUCUUUGUAGGAGGCCUACCAAUCAGCUACCACCCAAAUCAGAUUGCUGAGCCAUUCAACAAUUUUACAGGCUGCCUGGAAAUAACGGAAAUCAAUGGGUUGGGCCCUUUAAUCCUAUCGAAUGCUGUCAGCAGACACAAUAUCGACCAUUGCAGCUUUCCUAGGGUUGAUACAGAUUUCCUGGUUUCCAGAGCAACGCCAGGAUCUACAUUUGGUGACAGCAUCACUUUUUCAUUGCAUCCUAAGCGGCCAACGUCUUUUCUUCCAGUAAUGGCCACAAUGGUUCAAACUUUGAAGACCUCCAGCUGCCAAGAAGACGUGUGCCAGAACGGAGGUACCUGCCGCGACACCUGGUUGCCCGAUGGUGCUGGAUCCUUCCAGUGUGACUGCCCUCUGCAUUUUGCUGGGCACUUCUGUGAAAAUGAUAUCACUCUGUUCUUUCCAUCCUUCAGUGGAAAUGCUUACCUAGAGCUUCCAUCACUUACAACAAUACUGAGACGAGAUGCUGCUGUAAGUGGAACAGAGGUUGAAAUAGAUGUGACACUACAUCUCACAAUAAAGGCAGUUUCUUCCAGUGGAACGAUUCUCUACACCAUUGCUGAAAAUUUUGGAAGCCAGUUCCUUCAUCUAUUUCUCCAUGAUGGAAAACCAACAGUGAAGCUUGGAUGUGGAGGGUCACAAAGUCCACUGAUGGUAUCUGCCAACCAAAGAAUUAAUGCUGACCAGCUAACUUCAAUCAUUGUGCGGUGGCCAGCGAGAACCACCGAUGCUACUGGCCCGGAGCAUGGCCAGCGAGAACCUCUGAUGCUACUGGCCCGGAGCGUGGCUGACGGGAACCUCCGAUGCUACUGGCCCGGAGCAUGGCCAGCGAGAACCUCUGAUGCUACUGGCCCGGAGCAUGGCCAGCGAGAACCUCUGAUGCUACUGGCCUGGAGCGUGGCCAGCGAGAACCUCUGA
Molecule: messenger RNA, 5187 nt
Organism: Hypanus sabinus (Atlantic stingray)
Lineage: Eukaryota; Metazoa; Chordata; Chondrichthyes; Myliobatiformes; Dasyatidae
Product: protein eyes shut homolog
Exons: 34
Coding region: 1-5187 (1728 amino acids)
Biological process (GO): Notch signaling pathway
Molecular function (GO): Notch binding; calcium ion binding
Source: RefSeq, a predicted model, not a curated record